AAAACGCGUUCGACUGUACUUCCUUCACCUCCGUCGACUUCACCGGUACCGCCUACCAGUAAAUCCGGACCCACUACAACUGCUCCGGCGGAACCAUAUGAAGAAUCUGUUCCUGCAUCGCAUGAAGAUGCUGCUGAGAAAGAAGUCGCAUCAGAAGAACACGGCGGUGAUGAGGGAUAUGAUGUGGAUCAUAAAAUCUCUACUGUAAUAAGUAGCACUCAAGGAGGCGUAGAGGAUAGAAAGGGAAGGAAAGAGGAGAGUGAGGAGCAAAUUGGUGGCAAUCAAGAAUACACCGGCACGAAUACAGAAAUCGAAACGACCGUAGAGCCCGAGUCACCGAAUGAAGGCAAAACGCGUUCGACUGUACUUCCUUCACCUCCGUCGACUUCACCGGUACCGCCUACCAGUAAAUCCGGACCCACUACAACUGCUCCGGCGGAACCAUAUGAAGAAUCUGUUCCUGCAUCGCAUGAAGAUGCUGCUGAGAAAGAAGUCGCAUCAGAAGAACACGGCGGUGAUGAGGGAUAUGAUGUGGAUCAUAAAAUCUCUACUGUAAUAAGUAGCACUCAAGGAGGCGUAGAGGAUAGAAAGGGAAGGAAAGAGGAGAGUGAGGAGCAAAUUGGUGGCAAUCAAGAAUACACCGGCACGAAUACAGAAAUCGAAACGACCGUAGAGCCCGAGUCACCGAAUGAAGGUGAAAACCCCUAUGGAAGCAAUGUCCCAGCCUCGAAAGAGAAGAAGAUCAAGGAGGACCAUACUGGCCACACGUCGAAGCAGGAAGAGGCUGAGGAUGCGUAUGAUAAGUCAUUAGCUGAGAGCGAAGUAGCUGAUGACAGUGGUGAGAACUCAGAAGACACUGAUAAGACAUCAAAGCAGAACGAAGCCAAGAGUGAGUACGAGCCUGAAAAUGGUGAGCACCAAUCUGAGAAGGCUGGACCUAUUCCGGAUCAGAAUGAAGCUGAGGGAGAACAUGAGCAGGCAGCGGAUGUAGAAGAACCAGCUGAAAACAGUGAAUACGCUCCAGAGGAACCCUAUGGUCCAGCAGAUCACGGGAAGGCUGAGGAGAAGGAGGAGCCUGGAGACAGUGAACAUGUACCAGAGAAAACAGGCACAACCUCGGAUGAGAAGGACAAAAGCGCUGAUGAAGAGAAAGAGAAGCCAUCGGCUGAAGCUGAGCCAGAAGAAAAAACCAAUCAUACCUCAGAGAAAAUUUCGCCGGCUUCAAAUAAGAAUGAAGCUAAAAGUGACAACAAAAAACCGACGGCUGUACCUAAAACAACUAAAAGCAGUACAACUGCUUCUGCCAAGGCUGGCAAGGAAAAUGGUCACAGUGAUGCAAAGGAAAAUUAUAAGGAGUCAGCUGAGGCGACCGAAGGUUCGGAAUCAGUCGAGGAAGCGCGUGAAAGCGUGGAAAACACUGAGCCAAGUUCUGAAGUGACAGAUGGCAAAGCUUCAUACGACGAGAGCGAAGGAAACGCGAACGCAGAUGGGGAGGAGAGUCAGCUAGAGGUCGAAGACAAUUACGGACCCGCCGCUGAGGAGAACCAUGUCGAUAUGGCGGUCCAUUCGUCAGUUCCUGUUGUUCGAGUUGACAGUAAGACUAAGGACCGUGACAUAGUUAUUGCCUAUUCACCAACGCGUACAAAGAAGCUUCCAACCAAAGCAGGUCGGGGUAAGAAGACGAAGAAAACGCAUGUUUCGAAAACAAAGUCAUCAUCUGGAAGUCAUAAGUCCACGAAAGGAGCUCGCUACAUCAACGUUCCAAAUUUCCCAAGGCCAGAAGAGCUUCCAAUUACAAUAGUGCUCACCGAGGAAGAAGCAAAAGCACCUACACCUGCUCUUCCUGCUCCAGGGAAACUUCCGGCCACAAAAUACCCGGGCAAAUUUCCCAGGACC
Molecule: messenger RNA, 1896 nt
Organism: Ostertagia ostertagi
Lineage: Eukaryota; Metazoa; Nematoda; Chromadorea; Rhabditida; Trichostrongylidae
Source: the annotation of a GenBank genome assembly